GAAAAUGUAUACCAAGCAGGUGAAGACUUCUGCUAGAAUAUCUACAUCAAGGAGUCCUGUGUUGGCGAACAAUGCAGCGUAGUUACGACAGAGACUCUUGUGACUGAGUACAAAUGGUGUUCGCACGGAUCCUUUCUCAGCGAAAGCACGAAUCCAAUUGAAAAGAUCUUCAAGGAGAAUCAAAACAGAAGUGCAUACCUGAACAGCGGCAGUAGUCGCUACUGAUGAGGGAUCAUAAAAUCUUCUCCGUCACUGCUUCGUUUCAAAAUGGCCAUUGAGUGACAAAAAUAUCCAGGCUUAGUUUUGAGUUGUGCUUAGUUUUGAGCUGUUUCCUGUUCUGAAAAAAGGAUUGUGAGUAUCACAACUGCAACUGUAGUGACAAAAGAUUGUUGUGCUCACUGAUUCAACAAUUGGCUUCAACAAUUGGUUUCAACAAUUGGUUUCAACAACUGGUUAGGCCAGUGGCAUUACAGCAGGUGGGCAGAUGUCUAGAGGCAUCUGCAAUCCUGUUUAGCGUCCUCUAGAACAUGACGGACGAUAGGUCUAGGUGGAAGACGAAACGAAGAGGAUAGAAAGAUGAUCGAUGAUAAUCGGAAGAUAGGCAUGGGCCUUUGUGCCCUUGGCCUGGUACUAUCUCAUUCUACAUAGGAGUAAGUAUUUAGUUUAGUAAGAAAUGUGUGGUGUAGGCUAGUCAAGAUAUUACACACUACUCAUUUCCAACUGCAUCAAAACUACUACAAUCUGUCUUUCCUUUUUAUCUGUGUAACAUCACAUUGCCACCCGGUAACAUCACAUUUCAUCAAUCAACAACCUCACCACAGCUGCUGAUCUUCUUGGGAUGCGUAUUCUUGUUCGAUCGGGCGCUUCUAACACUGGGCAACCUGGCAUUUGUUGGGGGCCUGGUGUUUGUCCUAGGUCCAGAAAAAACGACGAAAUAUUUCGUGAAGAAAACAGUGCCCUCACUGAUAUUUUUCUCCGGAGUGGUCGUCAUCAUAUAUGGGUGGCCAUUUGUGGGUACUAAAAGUGUUAGAUUUUCUUGUUAAAGGUGGAUGACAAGGACGUACGAAUUCCUUUUCAGACAGCUUCUCAACUUCUUAACUGCAGGUUGAACUAGUUCUAAUAACAACUUUUUUUGUUAAACAACAUAGUACAAAUACUUUAUCACGAAACAACAAACAUCAAAUCAUAGGUUUCUGUCUCGAGAUGUAUGGAGUUUGGAAGCUGUUUGCGACCUUCCUCCCCAAUGUGAUAGCGACGUUGAAGAUGAUACCUGGAGUGGGUCAGGUCCUAGAAACGCCACCAAUAAGUUACGCCUGUGACUACAUAAACGAUAAUCGCAGACUUCCCGUAUGAGGUGGAGUCCCUCGUCCCCCGGUGAUGACAGACCUUUCCUCCUCUAGCAUCCAUCCCACACUCCUUCGAAGUUGUAAUCCCCAAACCCAAUGUGCUUCCCACCUCGCAGAUCGUACUUUCUCAUCGCACCUGUGUCAGCUGUGACACCCACCUCAAUUAGAAAUGCUUGGCUAGUUCUAAAUGCGCACAAAUGAUGACUUUUUUCGCUAGAUGCUACGCUUUUAUGUGUCCGCUGAAU
This is a messenger RNA of Amoebophrya sp. A25, 1591 nucleotides long. The record is from the annotation of a GenBank genome assembly. NCBI's taxonomy places the organism in Eukaryota, Dinophyceae, Syndiniales, Amoebophryaceae.